Messenger RNA from Candida tropicalis MYA-3404, 738 nucleotides. RefSeq names its product proteasome core particle subunit beta 6. Gene Ontology annotation, cellular component: proteasome core complex. The record is from RefSeq and is a predicted model, not a curated record. The transcript has a single exon. NCBI's taxonomy places the organism in Eukaryota, Fungi, Ascomycota, Pichiomycetes, Serinales, Debaryomycetaceae. Bases 1 to 738 code for a protein of 245 amino acids.
AUGGCAUCUGCACAGACAACAGUAGCAUCUGAAUAUUCAGCUGAAAUACAAUCUGUACCAAUUGAACAUAGAUUUAAUCCAUAUUCUGAUAAUGGUGGUACUGUUUUAGGAAUUGCUGGAGAAGAUUUUGCAGUAUUAGCAGGUGAUACAAGACAAGUCACUGGUUAUUCUAUACAAUCAAGAUACGAACCAAAAGUUCAUGAUGUUGGAGAUGAUAUUUUAAUGACAGCCAAUGGAUUUGCAGCUGAUGGAGUUGCAUUAAUAGAUCGUUUUAAACAAUCUUUAAUUUGGUAUAAAUUUGACAAUGGUGGUAAAAAGUUAACUAUUAAAAGUGCAGCAAGAUAUAUUCAACAUUUAUUAUAUGGUAAAAGAUUUUUCCCAUUUUAUGUGAGUACUUUAAUUGCUGGAUUAGAUGAAGAAGGUAAAGGUGCUGUAUAUUCUUAUGAUCCUGUUGGUUCAUAUGAAAGAGAACAAUGUAGAGCAGGUGGUGCUGCUGCUAGUUUAAUCAUGCCAUUUUUGGAUAAUCAAGUCAAUUUCAAAAAUCAAUUUGUUCCUGGAACUGAUGGAAAAGAAAAGAAACCUUUGAAAUAUUUAUCUUUAGAGGAAGUUAUUCAAUUGGUAAGGGAUGCAUUUACAUCUGCUGGUGAAAGACAUAUUUAUGUUGGUGAUGGUUUAGAAAUUAAAAUUGUAACGAAAGAUGGUAUCAGAACAGAAUAUUACCCAUUAAAGAGAGAUUAG